Bursaphelenchus xylophilus (pine wood nematode) is the source of this 5186-nucleotide messenger RNA. The record is from the annotation of a GenBank genome assembly. Lineage: Eukaryota; Metazoa; Nematoda; Chromadorea; Rhabditida; Aphelenchoididae.
AUGGCUCCAACCGUCGAAUUGGACGUUCCGAAAGUCGCUCGGUAUGUUACAGUAUCCUUUUUUCACACUUCCAAUUUUAGUGAUACCAUUCUCAAAUGGAACGGCUGGGGAUACGCGGAUUCUUACUUCGCUUUGUCCAAAAACAAGGAUGCGUAUAUGACGGGGGAUCGCUACGAGAUUUCCGGCCAAAUCAUCCCCAAUCUAAGGCCAUGGUUCGAAAAUAACAUGAAGGUGGACCUGAACAAACCCACACCAUCCGUCCCGUACAACCAGCUGAAGGUGCCGGAGGCGAUUUUCAAUCGAGAAUUUGUCGAGUUCCUGCAAACGAAUGGGAUCUCGUUUUCGAACAAAAGCAUCUACAGAGUGAACAGAAGUCAUGGGCAUACCGUGCAUGACAUGUUCGCAGUGAGAUAUAAUCAUUUGGAGAGAAUCCCGGACAUUGUGGUGUGGCCCAAAAGUGAGAUGCAAGUUCAGCAGGUAAGGGGUUGGAAGGGGAUUUUUGAGGCUACGAAUUUUUUUCGGCUCAACGAUACUAUGGAUCAUCUUGAUUCGUUUCUAUGCUACAGUAGCUCAGGAUCAAGAAAACAAACGUUAGUAAAUGCAGUUUGGGUACUGCAUUUUGAUGAGGGGAAGAGUUGACCCAUUUCGGGUCAAGUCUUUCUCUCGGUAAAAUCGUGGCCAGUAUAGAGAAAAAUUGCUAUAGGAAGUCUUUUCACAAUGAAAUUUAUUCUUUUUUACAUUUCCCAUCGAGAGGAAAACUUGACUCAAAAUGUGUCAAGUCUUCCUCGUAAUAGCUAAAGUUACAAAAAGUGGACAUAUUGCAAGUCUUCGCCAAGCUUUCGUCUAGCGUCCACCGAGCAUCCAACGGCUUUUCCAUGCCUUAUAGGCACCUCCACGACCUUUUUUGGUUCAACUACCCUUGGCCCAAUAUCGACCAAUUUUGUUGUGACCCGAAUAGUCGUCGAACGAAAAGUCGCUAUGUCGAUUUUUGGGGGCUUUUGAUGCCAUAGAUGAAAAGAGUGACCAAAAUUUCAGCGGACAAAUUUUGAUGACAUUAGGGGCAAAUUGAAAAAAAAAAAAGAAUUCUGCGACGUUUGCCAUAGCAUUUUCAUAAAGUCCGUAAACUUUUUAUGGCGAUACACGGUACAAAAUGAGGUUUUUACACCAAAUAUUCAGCCGCGACUUGUCGUCGCAAAGCGAUAGUGAGCGGUUCAAAGGCGCGACGAAUCCACAUUAUUUUCCCGACAGACUCAUAUGCAUUCCUUAGAGCUCUAUUCUAUUGUCUAAUCCCUUCAGGUGGUUAACGCCGCCAACGACUUCAACGUGGUUAUUAUCCCAAUCGGCGGUGGCACGUCCGUGACGAACGCUGUGAACUGCCCGGAAAACGAGACUCGUUGCAUUUGCUCGUUGGACAUGCAAACCAUGACCGAAGUUAUCUACAUCGACGACGCCAAUCUGAUCGCGCGCGUUCAGCCCGGCCUCACGGGCACUCAGCUCGAAAAGAUAUUGAAUUCGAAGGGCUUCACCUCAGGACAUGAGCCGGAUUCCCUCGAAUUCAGCACCGUCGGCGGCUGGGUCUCCACGCGCGCCUCGGGCAUGAAGAAAAACAAGUACGGAAAUAUAGAGGACCUCAUUGUGCAUGUGAAUUUGGUCACAACGAAAGGCCUGAUUCGAAAGCAAUGCCAAGUCCCGCGAAUUUCGGCCGGACCCGAUCUUCAUCAACUCAUUUUGGGAUCAGAGGGGAUCUUCGGAGUGGUCACGGAGGUCAGCAUGAAGAUUUUCCCGUUGCCCGAGGUCAGACAGUAUGGAUCAAUUGUGUUCCCGAGGUUUUCGAAUGGAGUGAAGUUCUUCAGAGAGGUCGCGAAACAGGUGAGAAACUUUUUUUGGUUUCUGUAACCUCAGGGCACCUUAUUGUUAAUGGUCCGUUUGGCAAGCCGCUGGAGCGAUUUUUGCGACAUGCACUGUGAGAAAACAAAAAGUCACUUUGUCCUGUGCAAUUUGUUGCUUUUUGCAAUGGGUUUUUUCGAGUGUCGCGAACACUCUGGCUCGAGUUGCUCUAAUUUGCCUAGAAAUCUUGUUGGAAGUAAAAAUUUACUUUUUCUUCUUUCCAGAGAUGCCAGCCCUCCUCACUACGACUUGUUGACAAUGAGCAGUUCAUCAUGGGACAGUCGAUGAAAACACAGACGACUGGAUGGUUUGCUUCGCUCUCUUCAGCGCUAACCAAGGCCUACAUUACGAAAUGGAAAGGUUUCCAGGUCAGUGAGGGUUUUACAAUACGAAUAGCGACAAUAAGCUCACGUGCUAAGCGCCUGGAAAUCGUCAAAGCGUAUGUAUUGUAUGUGCCCAGCAGAUAAAACCGCCAAGCAUUCCAAAAUUUCUCUUUAUCAGCCACUGAGAAUUCAGAGCCGAAACAUGAGCUAACCUCAAACUUGGGUUAAUAAACCAGAGAAGCCUCCCUUCGUUAGGGUGAUCCCUAUUUCCCUCCUUUCAUUUCAAAUGGGGAACCGCGCUUCUUGGGAGGCAAUUGGCUUCUCUAGCGCUCUCUGUUUUUUCGCAUUGAGCGCAGUCUCUUGACGCGCUCUCUUCUCCGACUCUCCCGCCGACCGCGAUAUCUCGUUUCUGCGUAACAGCUAGGGUCUGCUGAAAAUAUUGAAAUACGUACUACAGGAAAAGGUCAGUAUAGGACCUACCGGCACUAAAUCUCGCAUCGUAUUUUUACAUAUAACGUGGCUAGUUUGUUUUAUGGUUUUACAAUUGUUAAAUGUGCUCAGCAAUGUAAUCGCCAAACGUUCCAAAAUUUCUCUUUAUCAGCCACCGAGAAUUCAGAGCCGAAACGGGAGCUAACGUCAAACUUGGGUUAAUAAACCGAAUAUUUCAUCGUAUAUCGCGUUCUUCCCACCUUUCUACCAUAACGUUUAAAAUGGGGAGUGAUCUUUCUGAGGAGGUAGAUGUCUUUCCUCAAAUCCUUCGUAUUUUCACGGUAUUACGCAUGUUUCUAUCUCUCUAAUGUCCCUUCAAAACGUAAGGGGUAACACGCCGCGUUUGCGUGAGAUAUCGUUGUGUCUUUAGAGGCGGAAGAGAAAAAGAACUCCUUGAAAAGUCUGAUAAAAGCAAGAGAGCGUUGGGGAAGCCAACUGCCUCCCGAAAACCGUUGUUCCCCAUUUGAAAAGUAAUGAUGGGAAUAAAGAUUGCCCGAAAGAAGGGAGACGUCUUCGGUUUAUUAACCCAAGUUUGAGGUUAGCUCAUGUUUCGGCUCUGAACUCUCAGUGGCUGAUAAAGAGAAAUUUUGGAACGCUUAGCGGUUACAUCGCAGAGCACAUAUGAAACUUUGGACAAAGGUUAUGUACGCGUACAUAACGCGUACGAUAUGUACGAUAAUUUGCGAGUUUGGACAAAAAAUAGGAAAAUCGACUUACACUAACCAUGGUGCAACAAACAUCACAACAUUCUAGAAUUUGGUGGGUCAUCCGACCACAAAAUGGGAAAUCUAAACAUCAGAUCGAACGGGGCAGCCUGCUUUUGGUAAAAAUACCUUUUUUGGACAAAUUCCAUGUUGUCUUCACCCAGAAAAUAUGUCUUGAACAUUGGCGAAAAACAAAAAAACUCUGCACCGAAGGCUUAAGUCAACACCGAAUUCCGGAAUUUGGUGCACGCUUUAAAAACAUGCACCGGAUUUCGGAAUUGGGUACAGACCAAAAAAUCGGGGUCUUAAGUCGACGCCAACUUUUCGAUUUGGGCGUCAACUUUUUUGUGCACCGAAAAUCGCGGUUUGGGAAAACAAAAUUCGUAAUUCUUAUAUGACCACCUUUAUGUCUACUGCUGAGAGCUUCGAAGUGAGACAAUGUAUGUUAGCGAGAGAGGUGAAGAUCAAGCGCGUGGUUAGCAGUCUCUCCGCUAUCAUUGCGAAAAGGCAGAGAGCGCUAGAGAAGCGAAUUAUCUCCCAAAAAGCGUUCUUCACCAUUUGAAAAGAAAGGAGAGAAAUAAGGAAGGAAAUAGCGAAGGUAAACUUCUUCGGUUUAUUAACCCAAGUUUGAGGUUAGCUCAUGUUUCGGCUCUGAAUUCGCAGUGGCUGAUAAAGAGAAAUUUUGGAACGCUCGGCGAUUACAUCUGCUGAGCACAUGAAGAACGAUAAAACAAACUGGCGAAGUUAAAUUUAAAAUACGAAGCACGCAAAGAUGGGUAUUAAACAAUUUACCGAACUUCCAAUCCAUUCUUUCCCCAUUACAGGUCGAUGAAAUGGUCGUUGCCACUUGUCUUUUCGAAGGGACCGCUGACGAAGUUGCCCAUCAGUCGAAGCGACUCUACGAGAUCGCUUCGGAGUUCGAGGGAGUUGUCGGCGGCGAGGAGAAUGGCCGUUACGGAUAUCGGCUAACUUUCGCCAUUGCCUACCUUCGGGAUUUGGGGAUGGAAUAUGGAGUGAUUGGGGAGUCGUUUGAGACCUCUGUUCCCUGGGACAAGGUUGAAGCGUUAUGCCGGAAUGUUAAGGAGCUGUUGAAAAGACAGGCAGCAGAACUGGGAGUGAAAUACCCGAUUUUGAGCAGCUGCAGGUGAGUUGGGGAGAAAUUUGAUUUUUUGGCGGAAAAAUUGAUUUUUUGGGGGGAGGGGGGAGGAUUAAUUUUUUAGAGAAAAAAUUGAUUUUUUGGGAGAAAAUUAGAUAUUUUGGGGGAAAACUUGACUUUUUUGGAGAGAAAAUUUAUUUUUUUACAGUUGAAAUUCACUUUUUGGGGUAAAAAAUAAUUUUUUAAGGAAACAUUGAUUUUUUUAGGAAAACUUUGAUUUUUAGAGGCUAAUUUACAGUGCCUAUGAUUUUCAGGGUGACUCAAGUUUAUGACGCCGGCGCUUGUGUCUAUUUUUACUUUGGCUUCAACUGCACUGGACUGGACGAUCCGUUGGCCGUUUAUGAUGCUAUUGAGGUAUGUUUUUUUAUCAAGUCAUCAUAAAUAUUUACAUAGUGAGGCUUCAAAUUCAAAGUAAUAUUUCAGGUCGCGGCUCGAGACGAAGUUAUUGCCUGCGGCGGAAGCAUCUCGCAUCAUCACGGAAUUGGAAAGCUGAGAAAACGAUGGCUCUCUUCGUCGAUCAGUCCCACCGGAAUCAGCGUGCUGAAGGCGUUGAAGCAGGAGCUGGAUCCGAAGAACAUUUUCGCUGCCAACAACCUAUUUGAUGCCGAACCGAAAUCGAAACUUUAA